AUGAAAAAGUAAUCAAAUAAGUCUUUAAAAACUGAGCCUACUGCAAGAAGAUCAAAUAAAUCCCCUACAAGUCCUAAUGGUAAUCAAAAACCAGAUGAUCUCUUUACUCAAAGUUAAGUAAAUUAAGAACUCUUAAAAACACAAUAGUCUUUUCGUAGUUCAACUGGCCCUUAAGGAUAGACUCCUUCAAUAAGGUAAACUAAAAAGUUAUUGCAGUAAUUCUAAAGUGACAUAAUCAGUAACAUCUCCUGUUAGAAACUAGUAGAAAAGACCAUCAUAGAUAAUCUCAAAAUAAUAAUUACAAAAUAUGCAUGAACGUUCAGUAAUAAAGGUUCUUGGAAUGAACAUGGAAGCAGUAUGUCCAAAAAAGAAUCAUGAGAAAAAUAAAAUGCUAUAUAUUUGUUAAUAUGGAGAUUGUAAAGCAGAUAGUAGAUUAGGAUGCUCAUAUUGUUUAAUAGAAUCUCACAAUGAUCAUUCAUCAUAAAUUAUGGAAGUUUAAACAUUUUGUAAGAUAUUUGAUGAUAGAAAGAAACAAGUAUAUCCAAAAAUUAUGUUUUAGUUUAAAAAUAUGAGUGAAACUAUUUUACAAGUACCAGACAAGACCGCUUAAGUAAAUAAUUACUUUGAAUAAUUAAGAGAUCAAUUAAUUGAUCGAUUAAAUUAAAUAGAAAAGAAUAUUUUGGAAUCUAUUUAAGAAGAAUUGGCAUGGAAACCACUAUAAAAGGAGAUUAUUAAUAGAAUAGAUAUUCUAAGUUCAAAACUUAUCUUUGAUAUGACAUAAGAUGAAUUAAAAGAAAGUUUAGAAUUUAUUUAAGGUAAACAUUUUAAAGAAUUGGAAUAUAUAAAAUAAGAGACAAAUAAUUAUUUAACUUAAAAAAUAGCUUUAGUAGAACAAAUUUGGAAUGAUUAUAAAACUUAAUUAUAAACAGAUUUAACUCAUUAAAUUAACGAUUAUAAUAAAAUAGCAUUUUUAGAUCCAAAAAGCAAAGAGUUUGCAGAAUAUAAGAUGAAAUUUUUUGAGAAAAAAUAAAUAAAAUUAAAUGAAUUGAGUUAACCAUACUAAUAGUAAUUAGAAAUAAUUUAAGAAGAAGAAAGAAAAGCAGAAUUGAAAAAAUAAGAGGAAAUGAGAAUAUAAUAAUAAAUAGAAUAACAAAGGAAAGAAGAGGAGCUAAAAAAAGAAAAAUAAAGAUAGAAAUAAAUAGAGGAAUAAAUUAUUAAAUAAAAAGAAGCUUAAAAGAAUUCUGAAAGAUAAAGUGAAAGAGAUAAAUUACUUAAAAACUUUCCUUAUAAAUUAUACAAUGAGGAUUGUGGACAUAGAACAAAGUGUAAUACAAUACCUAUAUUUUCAUGUUGUAAUAAAGCUUAUCCUUGUUCUCAAUGUCAUGGAUAUUUGGCUCAUCCACCAAGAAUAUAAGUACCAAGUUAUAGAUAUUGUAUGAAAUGUCUUGAAAUUUAUUUGGUUGUAUAUCCUACAAAUUAAGCAAUUAAUUGUUUGAAGUGUUAAAAGUGA
Molecule: messenger RNA, 1510 nt
Organism: Paramecium sonneborni
Lineage: Eukaryota; Ciliophora; Oligohymenophorea; Peniculida; Parameciidae
Source: the annotation of a GenBank genome assembly